Rhodamnia argentea is the source of this 985-nucleotide messenger RNA. RefSeq names its product protein IQ-DOMAIN 25-like. Bases 285 to 872 code for a protein of 195 amino acids. Lineage: Eukaryota; Viridiplantae; Streptophyta; Magnoliopsida; Myrtales; Myrtaceae. The transcript has 3 exons. The record is from RefSeq and is a predicted model, not a curated record. Gene Ontology annotation, molecular function: protein binding.
AGUAUAGAAAACAUCAAAGUUUCCCGCCUCUUCGCUUCCCUUUUGUUCCUUUUCUCUGCCUUCUCGUCUUUAACAAAAAGAAAAAAGAAAACUUGUCUUCUUUUCACAAAUGAUCGCAGCUCUGUUCUUAACGAAUCCAAGAUCCGCUUUGCACGAAACCGGAAAAGAGAGAGAGGAAAAGGGAAGAACAAGCUGACCCAACUGCGUCGAUUAACCUGCCAAAGCUUUUGUUUUUCGUUUGUUUUCUGAUUCAUUUUCAGAAGUUGCUGGUGGUUUUUCUCAAAAUGGGCAGAGCAGUCAGGUGGCUCAAGGGUUUGUUCGGGAUCAAGAAGGGUAAAGAAGUCAAGGACGCUGCCGACCGCCGCGUCCGGGGCCUGUGCGGCAACCCGGCGACAAUCCCGCCGAAUAUAUCGGCGGCCGAAGCCGCCUGGCUGAGGUCGUUCUGCGAAGAGGAGCACGAGGAGGAGCAGAGAAAGCACUCGAUCGCGGUGGCCGCAGCCACCGCGGCGGCGGCGGGGGCGGCGGUGGCGGCGGCUCAGGCGGCGGUGGCCGUCGUUAGGCUCACUAGCCGUGGCAGGAGCUCCGUGCUCGGCGGCGGCCAGAGGUGGGCCGCUGUGAAGAUUCAGGCUAAUUUCAGGGGAUAUUUGGCAAGAAAGGCGCUGAGAGCGCUGCGAGGGCUUGUGAAGCUACAGGCGGUGGUGAGGGGCUAUAUGGUGAGGAAGCAAGCCACUGCUGCAUUCCACUGCAUGCAAUCUCUCUUCCGAGCUCAGGCCACCGUCCGUUCCCGCCGAGCUCGCGCUCCACUCGCCGUCCCCGAAGUUUCCACAGCCCGCCGAGCCCCGGGCGCGACAAUCCACGGAGAGAUUGGAUGAUGCAGGAAGUGAAUCCACAGCAUCUCUUCAUAGCAGGAGGCUCUCCCCGUCUCUCGACACCGCAACAGUCAUCGCCACCGCCGAAGGAAGCCCAAAGAUCGUGGAAGUUGACA